Molecule: messenger RNA, 792 nt
Organism: Pieris macdunnoughi
Lineage: Eukaryota; Metazoa; Arthropoda; Insecta; Lepidoptera; Pieridae
Source: the annotation of a GenBank genome assembly
AUGGCACCUCAACGCAAAGUAUCCAUGAAACAACUUGAUAUCAUGGUUAAAUACUUCGAAUCACAUAAACAUUUAGUAGGUAAAUCUAGAACCCAAACAAUUGCAAACAAUAUGAUUGCACAAGAAAAAUGGUUAGCAGUAAGCAAGAUAUUAAAUGCUGUAAAAGGCGGUGCUGUACGGACUCCAGAGCAGUGGAGAAGGUAUUUUACGGAAUGGACAAGUAAAUGUCGUAAAAAGGCUAAUAAUGCACUCAACAGUGAAAGAAAAAUGACAUUAAAUGAUAUUGAAAUAAGACUCUUGCAAAUAGUUGGAAACAUUGGAGUGAAAGUAAGCCCAAAAUCUUCAUCAGCAUCAAGUGAAACCGAUAAUUUGAAAGAAGACUAUAGUAUGGAUAUUAAAACUGAAUAUUCUGAAGUUGAAUUGGUUUUUGCUGAAGAUUAUAAUACCGAGAAAAUAAGAAACAGUUCCAAUUGUUAUAAACAAACAGAGGCAGAAGUUAAAGACAUAAAUUUGCAUCAACAAAAUGAGAAAUCACAUGUGACUCCACCGCCUCAAUGGGCCUUAGAUUUAGAAGAACGGAGAGUAACUUCACAAGAGAGAAUGGCCGAUGCCCUACAGUCAAUAGCAAGUACUCUCCGUAGUCAGGAACAAAGGAGAAUAUUGCAUGAUACAAAAAUUGCAAAUAGCCUCACUGUCAUAACAGACAAAAUACAAGAACUUACGAGUGGUAUACAAUUUGUAUUGCAAGAUAUAGAGGAGUGCAAGCAUGCAAUAAAGAAGAUACCACAAUGA